Molecule: messenger RNA, 802 nt
Organism: Corticium candelabrum
Lineage: Eukaryota; Metazoa; Porifera; Homoscleromorpha; Homosclerophorida; Plakinidae
Exons: 9
Coding region: 16-681 (221 amino acids)
Source: RefSeq, a predicted model, not a curated record
UCUAUAUUGUCCCGCAUGUCGCAAGGAAGCAUGAUUUUCGUUCUGGUUCUUGCAAUUCUUGGUCUCAGCGUCGCUCAGGUUCCUGUUCCAUCUCACGUACCUGGUUUUGUCAUACAGAAUGGUUCGGAAUCAGCUCAUGUCGUGAUUGACGCGUUUUAUGACUUAUUGUGCCCUGAUUCUAAGGCCAACUGGCCGAUACUUCAGAAGGUUAUGGAUCAUUACAAAGAUGACGUCCGAGUUCGACUUGUUUUGUUCCCACUGCCUUACCAUCAUCACGCAUUCUUUACCGCCUUUGCUGCUCAAAUCUUUCUGACUCAUCAUUCGUCAGCCUACGAACAAUUCGUAUCAUUGAUAUUUGAACAUCAAGAUGAGCUUCUGAGUGGCGGAGUGAAUAUGACCCAAUCGGAAGUCCAACAACACAUUGCUUCUAUUGUCUCUUCUGGAGACAUUGGUGUCACAUCACAACAGAUGAUGAUGGGAUUCAAAGAUGAGAAUUUGGCCGAGAGAGCUGUUCUGGAGUGGAAGUAUUCGGCUGGCCGAACUAUUAAUGGGACACCUGAGUUUGCUGUCAAUGGAAUGGUUGUAGUAGAUGCUAGCAACUACUCAGAAUCUCAAUGGAUCAAAUUUAUUGAUGGUCUGCUGCACUCAUCAUCUCAUACAAUGAACAACAUGAUGAGCUAGACAUUCUGCUCACGACAUCGAACUGCUUGCUAAACUACGCAGUCAGUCUCCUAUUGAUAUAAAACGUCAUGAACAUGGUGUGACCGUCUAAUAUAAUAAACCUAAACGUUGCAUACACUUG